AUGGCAUCAACUUUGGAAAAGUUUUCUGUGUCCGAUUUUGUGACCAAAGCGGUAGCCAUGCCGUACAAGGGCGGUUUAAAUGGCCGACCAAAAACAACCACCAAAAAAACUCAGCCGGAUGUCUUUGAGUCGGUCUCGCGGAAAGCAGAUGCUAGUACGCAAACUGAGGAGGAGCCGAAUGGCCAAGCGGCGAUAAUGGCGGAGUUGGCCAUUCUGAAAGAAGCUUUGGCGACACAGACGGCGCUAAUGCGCCAUAUGGCCAUGGGGCAAAAAACCAACGAGGUGCGCCGGGUUUGCUACCCGUUGGAGUCGGUCUUGGAGAUCGUAGAUUUGGAGGAGCAGAUUACGCCGGAGAGGAGCAAAGAUUAUACCUCCCAAGUGUCUGCCCUCCUCGGCCAAGCGGCUUUAACUAAGUCGAUAAAAAAAAUAUUCUCCGAAGGUGUCAUUGAGAGCCACAAUUUGGACGGCAAAAACGGGAAGUUGAGCCUUCGGACAUACCCAAAAGUUUUGAAUAUGAUAAUGGAGGCAGUUCGAACGAUACAUCCGGGGCAGCCAGCGGAAGGAGUGCUUCGAAGUGCACUGGCUUGCGCAAAGAAUACGGCCAACAAGGCAAAAAACCGCAAGCUAAGGGAGGAGGCCAAUAUUUGA
Molecule: messenger RNA, 648 nt
Organism: Drosophila willistoni
Lineage: Eukaryota; Metazoa; Arthropoda; Insecta; Diptera; Drosophilidae
Exons: 5
Coding region: 1-648 (215 amino acids)
Source: RefSeq, a predicted model, not a curated record